CCGCAAUACCAGCAGCGCUUGGUAAAGCACGUGGGGACCUUCGCCGUCUGCUUAAUGUGAUCGCGUUCUUCCGCACGUUGGCCUCGCUCUUCGAGGCUGCAUUUCGAUAUAUAACUAAAGAGCGAUCACUGCCCCCUUAUCCAUUUCAACCCAUUCAGUGUCAGUGACAGUUCCAUUCGUGGAUUCACCCCUGGUGACAGCAACCAAAAAUCGAGAUUUUCCAUCGCACCGAAAACUACCCUUAUUCCAACAUGAAAGUAAUAAUCUUGUUCUUCAUCAUCUGCUUGUCAGCCAUCGUCAGGGGUCAGUUCUCCAAUUUUGGCCAUUUCGGGGGAUUCGCUCUGGAUUCCUCUCUCACAUCAGUUAGAGAUCCAAGACAGAAUCCCGGACCAGUAGUUUUUCCGCCCUCUCCACCAGACAACGGUGAAACCAGCGGGGUAGUUGUAGGAGCUUCAGGAUUUGGAUUCGUUCCUCCAAGUUCGCAGAGUCCCUCUCUCAAACUGGCUUAACAUUUAUGAACAGACAAGGAUACAGAAGCUUCUUUGGUUUCUACUGAUUCAGCACUGAUAGCAAAAUUUGGAUUAGCUGAAGCCAAAUGGUUAUAUCGAAGUCGUUAUUGUAAAUGUGAAUCUUUCUCUGGUAGAUUAAUUAUUUAAAGAACUAUGUUAAGGAUGUUGUGCAAUGUUAUUUAUUAAACUUGUUUUUUACAAAA
Messenger RNA from Coccinella septempunctata (seven-spotted ladybird), 712 nucleotides. RefSeq lists its product as uncharacterized. Bases 252 to 509 code for a protein of 85 amino acids. The record is from RefSeq and is a predicted model, not a curated record. The transcript is spliced from 4 exons. Lineage: Eukaryota; Metazoa; Arthropoda; Insecta; Coleoptera; Coccinellidae.